GCGUUGCUCGUCUCUUGCACACUGACGUCACCAGAGUUUGGGGAGAAACAUCCGUGAAGACUCGGAGUGGUGGGAGCUGAGAACUACGCCUGCAGAGGGAUAUUUCUCCGUGUGAGGAAGAACAAAGUCUAACUUUGCUUCGCUGAGUUUGGAAGGAAGCUGAUCUCUAACUGCUCAGUAACUGUUAAAGGAACAUCUGAGGAGAAGCUAACAGAGAUGUGGAGGCAGCAGUUCAAACAGUGGCAGAGUGCAGCAGUGGGAGACAUUUCCCAAACCGCUAAAAAAGAGGAAGGAUUUCAGCGGCUCCACAACACCUUGGAGGCUGGUUUCAACCCCAAAGUUCUGCUGCACAGAUUAGAUGUUAAGCAGAUGCUGAUGGUUAAAGAAAAAGCUGCUGUAAACCACAGAGUUUGUGCUGACCUACAUGACCCAAAGCCCCUCCACAUAAAGAAGGAACAGGAGGAAGUCUGCACCAGUCUGGAGGGAGAGCAGCUUAAUGGGGAGGAGAUUGAUGCCAUCAGCUUUCCAGUCACUGCUAUUCCAGUAAAGAGUGUGGAUGAUAAACAGUCCCCUCUGCUGUUACAGCUUCAUCAAGACCAAAUUAGAGGCAGAGAGCUUGAAGAAGAGAACUAUGGAGAAGAAUCCAUCUGGAUACGAGAUCACGAAGAUUGUUGCAUUUCCUCAGAGGCUAAAGUCACUGAGAAGGAAGAAGAGGAUGAUGAAUCUGGACUGAAAACUAAGGACAUGGACAAUGACUGGAAGGAGAGCAGAUAUCCUGAGUUAGAUGGAAACAUUGUUAACAAACCUUUUAGCUCCUCUGACUUUGCUGGACAGCAUGUUCACAGUCACUCUAUUCAGAAACACAUGACAGAUUUAGAAAAAGGUUCUUCAAGCUCUUUGGAUAAUAAAUGUUUUACGGAGAAUAAAAAGGUGGGCUCAAUAAAGAAAGUCCAGGCUGGAGUGAAGUUGAGCUGUAAAGAGUGUAGUAAAAUAUGUAAUGGAAAAUAUGCUUUAAACACACACAUGAGAGUCCACACGGGAGAGAAACCUUUCUGUUGUGAUCUUUGUGGACAUAGAUGUACCCGAAGAGGAAAUUUAAACGCACACUUGAGAUGUCACACGGGGCAGAAACCUUUCUUUUGUGAUCUUUGUGGACAUAAAUUUACCCAUAAAGCCAAUUUAAACACACACAUGAGAAUCCACACGGGGCAGAAACCUUUCUGUUGUGAAGUUUGUGGACAAAAAUUUACGAGAAAAGACAAUUUGAAUACACACAUGAGAAUCCACACUGGUCAGAAACCUUUCUGUUGUGAUGUUUGUGGACAUAAAUUUACCCAUGAAGCCAGUUUAAACACACACAUGAGAUUCCACACGGGGCAGAAACCUUUCUGUUGUGAAGUUUGUGGACAAAGAUUUACGAGACAAGACAAUUUGAAUACACACAUGAGAAUCCACACUGGUCAGAAACCUUUCUGUUGUGAAGUUUGUGGACAGAGAUUUACCCAAAAAGAUCAUUUGAACAAACACGAGAGUGCACACAAGAGAGAAACCUUUCUGUUGUGAUGUUUGUCGACAUAAAUUACCAAUGAAGCCAGUUUAAAUACACACGAGAGUACACACUGCAGGUAAUCUAUGAAUUCUAGUGGCUAAUCUAUGAAUAAUAAAACUGCAGUUUGCUUUGAUAUAUAUGUGCAUUUACGUUAAAGGCAACAGUCUUCAAUCGUUGGUUUCAGGAUUUCUGUUGUGGCUGAUUUUUGUAUUUUAAUCUUUAAAAAAUGUUAAGUUGCGGAUUAGUUGUAUAACUGGUAGUUUCUUUUCCACUCGUGUCUGUCCACUGUAUUUAAUCUAUUGUUCAGAUUGAGUUUUAUCACAGGUGUGUUUUCUGUACAUGUGAACGCUUUGGUUUCUAAUACACAAUCAGAGGACCUUGGAGUCAUUGAGUCGACCAUAAACUCCUCCAAAUACCAGAGUAGUUUUGAGUCAGGAUAAAGUCAGCUGUAGCUUGGACCAAAGUGGGUUAUCAACAGAACUAUGAUCCCAGACACAGAAGCAAAUCUACAAUAGAUCAGCUAAAGAAAACAAUCAAGUCGCUGCAAUGGCCUAGUUAAAACCCAGACCAAAUCAGAUUGAACUACUAAGAUCUCACCAGAGUUGUGCAGAAGUAAAUUUUUCCGAACCUCAAUGAAAUGAAAUAGAGUAAUGAGGGCAAAGAUAAUUUCUUUGUGUGUGUGCUUUUAGUCCUCUCAUCCCUGAGUCGGUCACAGCAGAUGGGUAUUCAUGCAGACCUGGGUUCUGUUGAGAGUUUCCUCCUGUUAAAACUGAGUUUUUCCUUCCUGCUCUCUCCACAUGUUUGCUCUGUAUGAGAUUUUCAUCAAAGUCAAUGCCUUUAUGCAGCUGGCUGAACUUCCUUAAAAGGAGAACUGUUUACCAAUUGCAAUAAUAUCCUGAAUUUUAUUUGCCUUACAACUAGGUUUGAAUCAUUUUGUGUGUAAUUGACUUAAGUCUGUGUUUUUGUCACUGGUUUCAAAAAGUUUUUAUGUAAUUUUAUGUAAGAUCAAUAAAAAAAUCUUAUUUUAACAGAA
Girardinichthys multiradiatus is the source of this 2582-nucleotide messenger RNA. RefSeq names its product zinc finger protein OZF-like. NCBI's taxonomy places the organism in Eukaryota, Metazoa, Chordata, Actinopteri, Cyprinodontiformes, Goodeidae. Bases 217 to 1563 code for a protein of 448 amino acids. The transcript has 2 exons. Gene Ontology annotation, biological process: regulation of transcription by RNA polymerase II. Gene Ontology annotation, cellular component: nucleus. The record is from RefSeq and is a predicted model, not a curated record. Gene Ontology annotation, molecular function: DNA-binding transcription factor activity, RNA polymerase II-specific; RNA polymerase II transcription regulatory region sequence-specific DNA binding.